Messenger RNA from Coregonus sp. 'balchen', 14372 nucleotides. The record is from the annotation of a GenBank genome assembly. NCBI's taxonomy places the organism in Eukaryota, Metazoa, Chordata, Actinopteri, Salmoniformes, Salmonidae.
CAGUUUCUCUGGUUGAUUUACCUGUGAGUUGGAGCAGUUUCGGUUCUUCGUGAGAGGAUUAAAUAAUACCGACCACUGGUUUGAGUAAACGCGUCCCGGGAGACUAACCUCAUUCCCCGGUAUGUGAGACUAUAGGGAAGCCCGCUGCGGAGCACGAGAGCUGCUCGGGAUUUCUCCGGGAUUUCUCCCAACAUUUCAGAAUCAGUGCAACAGCAGGUGCGCGAGCGGGGACGAAAGGCAGGCGGAGACCAAAGGGGGGUUGUGCUUCCGUGAGUGAGUUCACUAUUGAAACCGAAUAAAUGAUUGGGAAAUUCAACUGGUUGCUUUGUUAAUGCCGAAUAGUCGGGUCCUGCUCAAUUAUGCGGCUGGUGAUCCCCACUGCUGCCGACCUUCAGUUUCAGGAUUCAGCGGCAGCUUGAAGUCUCCGUGCCUGCGGUGAGGGACUCUUCGCCCCGGGGUGGUGGCAGUGGGACAAACGCCACACACAUUGUUUCCCUGUAGUAAGACUCUCCGUGGAUACCGAACACGGUGCUCGCGCUGUGAGUAGAAUUAACAAUUGGAAAGAUGAUGGGCUUCCUACGCCGGACGUUCAGCCACCGCUCGCGCAGACGGUUUCAGACAGCGGACGAACCGGACGGGAAAGGAAGAGGGGGAACUGCGAACCCCACGCUCCUCGCACACCAACAGCAGGUCGUCCACGCGCCCGCCGUGGUGACCGGGGGAGCGGCUGUGCACAUCCCGGCGGCUGGGACCGCCAGGGAUGCAAUCACCUGCCGCGUGCUGCUGCUGGACGGGUCGGACGUUAACGUGGAUAUACCAGUGAGUGUGGGUGUGUGUGGUGUCUCCAUAUUAUUUUCGGACAAUUCUCUCUCAGCAGAAUAUGAACGUGGGUGUUCUUCUAUGGUUGUAUGGCUUAGGUCAUUCAGCACCAUGGAGUUUUCACACCUGUCAUUGUGUGUCCUGUGCGGUGAGAGGUAGGGCUACAGAUGGUGUUGUGGUCAGCCAAUUCAUCACAUUACUUCCCCAUUCUGACUGUUGGGAGGAAGCUGCUUACCUCAGAGAAACCUCCACCUCCCUCCCCUCCCUCCCCUCCCUCCCUCCCUCCCUCCAUCCCCUCCCUCCCUCCCUCCAUCCCCUCCCUCCCUCCCUCCAUCCCCUCCCUCCAUCUCCCUCUCUCUCUCUGCCCAUCUCUCUCUCUCUGCCUCAUUCCCUCCAUCCUCAGUUCUCUAUCUCUGUUUCUCUCUCUCUCCCUCUCUCUCUCUGCCCAUCUCCCUCCCUCUCUCUCUCUGCCCAUCUCUCUCUCUCUGCCUCAUUCCCUCCAUCCUCAGUUCUCUGUUUCUCUCUCUCUCUCUCUCUCUCUCCUCUCCUCCUCUCUCUCUCUCUCUCUCUCUCUCUCCUCCUCUCUCUCUCUCUGUCUCUGUCUCUGUGAGUGAAUGAUUUGAUUUAUCUCGUGGCGCUGUGACAAGAGAGAGUGUGUGGGUCCAGGGGAGAUGGAGAUGAUUAGUAUGUAGGCAUGUGUGCGUCAUGUUGUCUUGAGUGUUUUUUUAUCUUAAAGGAUGUUGUCUUGGGAGAGUUUUUAUCUUAAAGGUCGAGUUUGUGCGUGUCUCAUCGUCAAUGAAGCCCUCUCCUGUCACCUUUUUAACACUUACAGGAAGUCAGACUGCUGAGGGAAUCAAUGGUCAUGAAUACAGAGAUCCUAUGAUCUAAUGUUCCUGUAGAGACGCUAGUAGUUUAUCAUGAUGAUAAUACGUUUGAUUUGUAUUGGGCAAAAGAUUCUCUGGCAAAUACACAAAACAUCAGAACAUGAGCGCAAUUCACUGCGUGUGAGAGGAUGUAAAUUGCUGCGCUCAAUGUCUUGAAGUUAAAUUAGUGUAUGUAAGGACUAUUUCCUUUGUUUCCUCUUAUUAAUUCGAACUAGCUGGAGCAAAUGCUAACGGCUCACAGGACAUCAGCUGACUGAAACCAGAGUCUAUAUAGAGCUCUGACAGGAACAAGCCUGAACAUGACUGCUGAAUCCUCCCUCAGGGAUUCAUCUACAGGUGUAUUGAGUUGAAAUGAAUUCAAUUUGUCUUCAUCCAAAAUCCACCCGCUAGGGCCUGCCCUCUAGGCAUGGCUGUGAGAAGAUGUUUAAGGGUGGGGGUGCUGACUUUUAUUUGUGUGUGGGGGGGGCAGUGCUGCUGAUAAUUUUUAAUUAGUAAAGGCCCAGGGCACUACUUUUUGUGGAAAAUAUGAGGUAUUUUAAAACAUGUUUUUCUUCUUAUUGAUCAGGGGGUGCUGCAGCACCCUCAGGACCCCUACUUAGCAUGGCUAUGCCCCUAGGCGCUUUCAGCUAGCCACUACCCUAAACACUCAUCUAGAUAUGAGUGGAUUUCAUGGGUAUUAGCGCUAUGGUGAUAACUUCACCUUUUCUACCUUCUUAUAGGCUUGGUGGACUUUGUCCCAAUUUACUUGCACCUGCUGUCUAAUCCAGAUCUACACAAGAGCUUUGGAGAUAAUAUCUAGGGGAAAUGUCUGUCUGUCUGUCUAGGGAAAGUGCCUUGGGUAUGGGGUUGAUUUGGGAGUGUGUGUGUCUGUGCUGUGAUUUGACAGGAGCUGAGGAGAGGAACAGGAAGACAAUAGUUUUUUUUUUGUGACCUCCCACUCUGUAACCACACAGAGAUAGGCAUGUUCAGACUUGUUAUCAGGGAACAAAGUACAAGGUUAUCCUCUCUCUUUUAAAAACACACACUGUGAGGGGUGCAGCUUUUUGGUGGUUUAGGGCAUUGCGUCUUGGUGGGUGUUCAGCUCAAGGGCGGGUGUUUCAAAGACAAAGGCCUGAAUUAUGGAUACUCCCCCAGGUUUUAUCCCUCUGAUUCUGCCCCAGAUGCAGUCCCUAGUAAUGACACACACACACUGUCAUUCUGCUCCAUAUCCAGCAUCAAGGUCUAGGCUAUUUAUUCUCCAGCCUCCCUAUUGUGACUAUAGUACACGUGUGUGUUUAACAGAAAAGGUCAAAGGGCCAGGAGCUGUUUGACCAGAUCAGGUAUCAUCUGGACCUGGUGGAGGCUGACUACUUUGGACUGCAGUUCAUGGACCCAGAACAAGUCUCGGUGAGUAUACAUAAAGCCUCUGAACACAAACACACACACCACAACCUGCCAUUGCUGAGGGGUUUCCCUAUGAUGUAAUGACACUAGUUAAAUGAAUCACAGUGUGGUGUUAAAAUGAUUGAUCUGACUCUCCAGCUAUCUGUCAUAUUCUCUCUCUCUCCAUCAUAUUCUCUCUCUCUCUCCAUAUCUCUGUCUGGCUCUGUCUGUCUUUCUCUACAUUUUUAUAUGUGUGUGUGUGUGUAUGCAUGUAUGUAUAUAUGUGUGUGUGUGUGUGUAUACGUGUGUGUAUGUAUGUAUGUGUAUAUAUAUAUAUAUAUAUAUAUAUAUAUACAUAAACAUUUUUGCUAAAAGUAAUACUAUAUUAUUGAUCAAUUGACUAUGACUUUUCAAAUCACCCAGCAGUGCUAACUGCAGAGUUAGCUCCAGGUAAAUGUUGCAAUUCUUCAGCCAUUCCCGGACCUGUGACCAAAAACAUGCUACAUAUGGACAGUACCAAAACAAAUGAUCUAAUGGUUCUGUCUCUUCGCAGCAAAAUCUGCAGAGCUGGGAUGGUUGUAUCCCCCAGAUGUAUAACAUUCUAUUGAUUCUCUACUUCUUUGUGUCUCUCAGCACUGGCUGGAUGUGUCCAAGCCCAUAAAGAAACAGAUCAGAGGUGAGUCCAUUAACUCCCACUAUCUAAUAUUCGUAGUGUGUGUGGUGUAUAGUACAUAAGGUAUAGUUAAUAACAAGUGAAAGCCAGCUACUUUUGCCAGACUGUUGGCAGUGUCCUCUACUUAAUAUGUGUACUGUAUACACUGGGUUUGUGUGCAGUGUUUGUAUGGUGUGUGUGUGUGUGUAGCUAAGUGGGGGGGCAGGUGGCUCAUUACCAGCUGUUGACAUGGUGAUUAGGGAGUGUUGCAGGGUGAUGCCCAUGUUUACCUUGUCUGGAAACGCCCCUCUGAGAGAGAGAAGGUGCACACGUUUUGCAACCAGGGCUGCCUGGUUCUUACCCGAGUUUGCAGAAUUUUUUUUUUUAAUUAAGUGCCUGGUGUCCCCAGAGUUAAAUUAUAUAUAUAUAUAUGUUAGGGGAAAGAAGAUAGACAUGCCAAUCUAUUAUUCUACCACAUAUUGUAAAUAUAUAUUAUAUUUACAAUAUGUGGUAGAAUAAUAGAUUGGAAUGUCUAUCUUCUUUCCCCUAAUUUAAACCCCCUCCCUCCCUCUCUCUCUGUCUGUUUCAGAUGGUCCUCCAUACAGACUGUUCUUCAGGGUGAAGUUUUACUCCUCAGAGCCCAAUAACCUGCAUGAGGAGUUCACCAGGUAACACCACACCUGGCUGCCUACACACACACGCUCUCUCACGCUCAUAUACACACUCUCUAGCACACAUGAAUACACACACACAAUCACACACACACACUUUCUCGUUCACACAAACUCCCCCCCUCCUGGGUGUAGUGUAGAGGUGUAAAGGGGCAGCGUAGCUAAUUACUUUGGUCUAGUGGGGAAGAGACUAAUCAAGGCAAAAUGGACUGAGACCUCUUCAGAGAGAGACAGUCUGUGUGCCUGUCUGUCAGUGUGAAAGAGGGAAAGAUUGAGUGGUUUUAUUCUCUCACUCCUUUUGUCUGUGUUCCAGGUACCUGUUUGUGCUGCAGCUUCGACAAGACAUUCUGUCCGGCAAGUAAGCAGCUCCUAACACCCCCGACACACACACACACACACACACACACACACUAAACCUCACACACAUUCUACACACUCUGUCUCUCUCUCACUGUGUUUCUCUCUCACUCUCUCUGUCUCUCUCCAUCUGGGUCAUGUCUCCUGUGUGUAGCUCUAUAAUAAAGUACAGGAUCAGAACAUCAGAGGGCUGCUAAUUUGAAGAAAAGGACCUCUCCUCCCCAACACACACACACAUAUAUAUAUAUAUAUAUAUAUACACACACAAAAAUACUCUUGGAAGUAAGGCUACAUGUGGUGUGUGUGGUGUGAUCUCUGCUCUUUAACCUUCCUCUCUCCCUGCAGGUUGAAAUGUCCAUAUGAUGUAUCAGUAGAACUGGGGGCCUACUGCUUACAGAGUAGGUGAUGAUUUACACACUACGGUAUCUCUUCAAUCAGUGUUUAGGUUUCUUUUACACCUGAUUUAUAACGUGUGUUUAGGUGAGCUGGGGGACUGUGAUCCUCUAGAGCAUUCUCCUGAGCUGGUGUCAGAGUUCCGCUUCACACCCAAACAGAGUGAGACCAUGGAGGCAGACAUUUUUAACAAGUGGGUGGACCUAAGGUGAGUUAAAACGCCAUCGAACAGGACAUCUUCACUCUGUUCCUCUCUCCCUCUGUUCCUCUCUCCCUCUGUUCCUCUCUCCCUCUGUUCCUCUGUUCCUCUCUCCCUCUGUUCCUCUGUUCCUCUCUCCCUCUGUUCCUCUCUCCCUCUGUUCCUCUCUCCCUCUGUUCCCCUCUCCCUCUGUUCCUCUCUCCCUCUGUUCCUCUCUCCCUCUGUUCCUCUCUCCCUCUGUUCCUCUCUCCCUCUGUUCCUCUCUCCCUCUGUUCCUCUCUCCCUCUGUUCCUCUCUCCCUCUGUUCCUCUCUCCCUCUGUUCCUCUCUCUCUCUGUUCCUCUCUCUCUCUGUUCCUCUCUCUCUCUGUUCCUCUCUCUCUCUGUUCCUCUCUCCCUCUGUUCCUCUCUCCCUCUGUUCCUCUCUCCCUCUGUUCCUCUCUGUCUGUGUGAUGGAUUAAGGGAUUAGUCCCUGGAGCAUCUUGAUUGAAUCCAGGCAGUAUUUAACCCCGCUAGUGUAUGAUCGCUCCAAUCUCAGAUUAGAUUACACACACACAGAUUACACACACAUACGCUGGGGCUCACUGAGCUGACAUGACACCAGUGAAAGCGAGAAACCGAAGAGAAACCCUACUGAGUUUCGCGCUCUCUCUAUUUGCCAGAUAAACCCCUAGGCCCUAAUCUGUUGUGUACAUCUGAACUGGAUCACUGCAAGAAAUAUGGAGGACAUUCCACCUAGAGGGCAUGAUAUGUGUGUGUUAGAGAGAGGCCGAGCACUUGUUUGUGUGUUUCCCCAGGGGUAAGGAUCCAUCACAGGCAGAGACCAGCUUCCUCAACAAGUGUAAAUGGCUGGAGCUGUACGGAGUGGACAUGCACUUUGUCAAGGUUGGUGCGUGUGUGUUGUUUUUGAAGGGAGUUGUGCUGGUGGUCGUAGAGUAGCAUUAUGAGCGUGUAACUGUGUGUGUUGUCCUCAGGGAAGGGACGGAGGAGAGUACGCUCUGGGUCUCACUCCCACUGGCAUCCUGGUGUUUGAGGGCUCCGCCAAGAUAGGCCUGUUUUUCUGGUAAACACACAGUCUUUGACAUAAACACUCCAAAACACACUGAUAUAUUCUUGAAAACAGCUGCAUAGUCUCUGACAAUGUCAACUGUGUGUGUUUUCCAGGCCCAAGAUCACCCGCCUGGACUUCAAGAAGAGUCGACUCACUCUAGUGGUGACGGAGGAUGAUGAUCAGGUGAGCAAUAUACACACACACACACACACACGGUGACAAAUACCCCUGGCCAUGACCCCACUCUCUGAGGGUGUUUUAUAUAUGCAAAAAACAUAUUUCCAUUUCACACCAUCAAUCAUUUACAGGCUACACACUUGUGCAUGAACACCCCCUAUUUGACCUUUUGACUUGACGACAAAGAUGAUUUCAUACAUGGUUUUUGUCGGAGUGGUGGUUGAUUGUGAUUGGCUGUUGUGUGUUUAGGGGCGGGAGCAGGAGCACACCUUUGUGUUCCAGUUGGACAGUUCGAAGACGUGUAAACACCUGUGGAAAUGUGCCGUGGAGAGCCACGCCUUCUUCCGGCUACGUCAGCCCACUGCUGGGAAUGCCUCCCGCAGUGACUUCACACGCCUCGGAUCACGCUUCAGGUUCAGGUGGGUGGGGCUUGCACCAACAGUCAACUCUACAACAGAGUCUGCGUCCAAAGUGGCACCCUAUUCCCUAUAUAGUACACCACUUUUGACCAGAGCUCUAUGGUGCACUAUAUGGUGAAUAGAGUGCCAUUUUGGAUGCACUCAGAACUAGGUAGUGCACUAAAUUAGGACUAAUGCACCAUCCGAGAUGCAAGUUCUGUCUCUAUGGUUACUUGAUGGAAGCUAUGGUUACAGGGAUCUUUCCCUAUGGUUACGGGGAGCUGUCGCCACGCCGUUUGUUUACAAACUGAAAUGACCUUAAGAUGCACACACUAUUACACGCAUAUAUCCCCAUCAUACAGGGACGCAGUAUAUUGAGUCAUGUAAAUGUUCUGUACAUCCUAACAUGCCAAAUACAGACGCCAGCUACAGUUGGUCUUCGUUAAAGAGAAACUUCGAGAUUUUGGCUAUGAAGCCCUUAUCUACUACCCCAGAGUCAGAUGAACUCAUGGAUACCAUUUUUAUGUAUCUGCGUCCAGUAUGAAGGAAGUUAGCGGUAUUUUCGCGAGCCAAUGCUAACUGGCGUUAGCGCAAUGAUUGUAAGUCUAUGAUGUAGCUCAGUUGGUGUAGCUCAGUUGGUAGAGCAUGGCGUUUGCAACGCCAGGGAUGUGGGUUUCGAUUCCCACGGGGGGCAAGUAUGAAAAAUAAAAUAAUGUAUGCACUCACUAACUGUAAGUCGCUCUGGAUAAGAGCGUCUGCUAAAUGACUAAAAUGUAAAUGUAAAUGUAUGAUAUCUACUAGCAUGCUAGCAGUUACCAUAGACUUCCAGUCAUUGCGCUAAUGCUAGUUAGCAAUUACGCUAAUGCUAAUUAGCAGCUUCCUUUAAACUGCAUGCCGAGACAUAAAACUGGUAUCAAUGAGUUCAUCUGACUCACUGUCCAAAUCCUUUAAAGUGUUCUCUCUCUCCUUCUCAGUGGAAAGACUGAGUACCAGGCGACUCACGGAGGGAGGCUGAGGAGGGCCAGUACGUUUGAGAGACGACCCAGCAAGAGAUACCCCUCCCGCACUCACUCACUGGGGAGCAAGGGUUGGUAUAUUCCCCCCAGUACACCCUAUAGGCUAUACCCUACAGCUCCCAGUUACUCCAUACAGUAAAACAUCCAUACAGGCAGUUUCCCAUGUGAAUUCUCCUGUGCUUGAUUCACUGACCUGAUUUAACCUGGCUCUCUCUCUCUCUCCAGCCAAACCACUACACCUCAGGUGGGUCCCUGAGAGCACAGGACAACCAAGCAUGUACAGUACCUUCAGAAAGUAUUCACCCCUUGACCUUUUCCACAUUUUGUUGUUACAAAGUGGGAUUUAAAUGGAUUUAAUUGUCUUUUUUUGUGAACGAUCUACAAAAUACUCUGUCAAAAUGUGAACGCUUAAAAAGAAAUGUAUGUGUGUAUAUACACUAAUAUAUCUUGAUUAGAUAAGUAUUCAACCCCCUGAGUCAAUACAUGAUAGAAUCACCUUUGGCAGCGAUUACAGCUGAGUCUUUCUGGUUAAGUCUCUAAGAGCUUUCCACACCUGGAUUGUGCAACAUUUGCCCAUUAUUCUUUUCAACAUUCUUCAAGCUCUGUCAAAUUGGUUGUUGAUCAUUGCUAGACAACCAUUUUCAGGUCUUGAUAUAGAUUUUCAAGCAGAUUUAAGUCAAAGCUGUAACUCGGCCACUCAGGAACAUUCACUGUCUUCUUGGUAAGCAACUCCAGUGUAGAUUUGGCCAUUUAGGUUAUUGUCCUGCUGAAAGGUGCAUUUGUCUCCCAGUGUCUGUUGGAAAGCAGACUGAGCCAGGUUUUCCUCUAGGAUUUUUGCCUGUGUUUAGCUCCAUUACGUUAAUUUUUUUUAUCCUGAAAAACUCCCCAGUCCUUAGUGAUUACAAGCAUACCCAUAACAUGAUGCAGCCCCCAUUAUCCUUGAAAAUAUGGAGAGUGGUAUUUGGUUAUGUGUUGAAUAUUUGAUUUGCCCCAAACAUAACACUUUGUAUUCAGGACAAAAAGUGAAUUGCUUUGCCACAUUCUUUGCAAUAUUACUUUAGUGCCUUGUUGCAAACAGGUUGCAUGUUUUGGAAUAUUUUUUAUUCUGUACAGGCUUCCUUCUUUUCACGCUGUCAAUUAUGUUUGUAUUGUGGAGUAACUACAAUGUUGUUGAUCCAUCCUCAGUUUUCUCCUAUCACAGCCAUUAAACUCUGUAACUGUUUUAAAGUCACAAUUAGUCUCAUGGUAAAAUCCCUUAGCGGUUUCCUUCCUCUGCGGCAACUGAGUUGGGAAGAACAGCUGUAUCGUUGUAGUGACUGGGCGUAUUGAUACACCAUCCAAAGUGUAAUGAAUAACUUUACUAUGCUCAAAGGGAUAUUCAAUGUCUGCUUUCCAAUAGGUGCCCUUUGCGAGGCAUUGGAAAACCUCCCUGGUCUUUGGUUGAAUCUGUUAGAAAUGUACUGCUCGACUGAGGGAACUUACAGAUAAUUGUAUGUGUGAGGUACAGAGAUGAGGUAGUCAUUCAAAAAUCACGUUAAACACUUAUUGCACACUGAGCUAGUCCAUGAAAAUUAGGUGACUUGUUAAACACAUUUUUACUCCUGAACGUUAGGCUUGCCAUAACAAAGGGGUGGAAUACUUAUUGACUCAAGACAUUUCAGCUUUUCAUUUGUAAAAAUUAAUUACACUAUUUAAUCCAUUUUCAAAUUCAGGCUGUAGCACAGCAAAAUGUGGAAGAAGUAAAGGGGUGUGAAUACUUUCUGAAGGCACUGUAUGUUGUGUUAAUGAGCAGUAUGUGAAUGAGCAUGAUGCACAUUGUUGUAAAAUGUAUGAUCUGUAUGUAAAUGUGGUCUUAUUAAGCAGUUAUGUUGUUCUGUUUCAGCACCCACACCAGCCCCGAACCUAGUCUACACCCAGUAAGACACACACACACACACACACAAUGGUUCCUCAUGGAUAUGAAGGUUAAAAAAAGAAAAUGUCAAUGGAUACCUUUGACUGAUUUACCAUGGCAAUGCAUCUGCAAUAUUCAACUGAAUAUUAUUUUCUCACUGUUUUUGCCUCCAUCUCUCUCUCUUCAGUACCAGUGUAACAUCCCUAUAGCCCAUGAGCCUUGGCACCCAGCCCUCACACCCCCCAUCUACAUACAACGCUCAGGACACACAUCCCCGCACAGGUGAGACAGACACAGACAGACACACAGGGAAGGCCAGUUGGCGUCUUAAUGGCAUAUAGUGAAAAUCCCCCUAGCCCCCAGAGUUCUCUCUCAUUUCAGAGGUGCAGUCUUUCUCUCUGCCUGGUGGGCUCUACUCCCUUUAUCUUUUUAAAAUGUCUUUCAUUUCACAUCACUGUUACAUCAUUCAUGUGUUGCGUCAUUCAGACCGGCUGUGUGUGUGUGUGUGUAUGCUCACCGUGUGUGUGUCAUGUUCCAUGUCCAGAGCGCCUGCCGCAGUAGCAGUGAGUCCAGAGCCCAGUCAUCAGUCAGUACCAGAGAGGACCAGCGGGUCUUUCCCAGGAUCCAUCAGUGUGGUGUACAGAGACAAGGUCAUGACUGCACUCUGACCCCUACACCCUAACCUCUACAGCUCUGCCCCAGGACCCUGUCCCAAACCCACCACUAAAUCUAAACUCUAACACAUACACACAUGCAUAGGAGAGAACUGGAAUACAGAAGACUGAGGGAGACAGAUGAACACUCUGGUUGUGGACUCCUGGACCAAAAUACAUGGCCCUCAUCAUCACCACCAUCAUCAUUACACACCAGCCUUGUCUACCAUGUGUCUUCUCCAUCAGAUCCCCACCACCAUGCUGGGGAGGGAGAAAGAGCCUGUAAUAACAGAAAGAGAGUGAGAGACUUUAAACACAGAGACCAUAGAGAGAUCUCUCUCCUAGUGGAUUGGACCAUGAUGUUUAAUGGUUCAUGUUCAGUGCCUUGUUAGUUCAUGUGAUUGUUGAAACUUCAGUGUCUGAAUGCUACAAAGUCCUCAAAUUUAACUGGGUAAGAUUGAAAUUAUUUUUAUGCUAUACAAAACAAUCAUACCGUUACUUUAUUUUCCUGCCCAGUUAGCGGGUAGAUUUGCUUUUAGACAAAUCCUUUCAGAGCAAGCCAAAUAAGUUCAUGUUAUUGCAAAGUUAUCCUAGAUCAGGAUUCAUUGUUUGAAUGUAAGAUGCAAAGCAUUUGAGUGUGUGUGCAGUGUGUGAAGUAGUCUGUCAUCAUAUGCUGCUGGAACUAGGGAUUACAUGGUUCUACAUUACAUCUGUAGGUGAAUAUAGCUACUUUGGAAAUCUCAGAUGAAUGAUUAAGGAGAAUGUGCUUGUUAAAUUGUUAUCAGCGAUUAUAUACAUUACAAUAGGAUGUCAUGUUAUGGUAACCUUGCAUUGAUCUAUUGCUGCAUAUCUACCUUUGUUCUUCGGAGACAUGAAUGUUAUGCGUGUGAGAGGUUCUGACUCAGCUUAAUCAAUAGAAUGGCACUGAUACCCUUGUUGUUUACCUCUGUUAAUGCUGAUUGUGUUUACAUCCUGGUCAUGCUCAACAUUCCUUCCUGUUGCCUUAAAAUGACUUCUGUCACAACCAGCCUUGGUUGCUAUAGCUGCAGCCUUGUUGAAUAAACACACUGCUUAAACUCUUUCACUGAAGUUUAAUAAUGUACACACACACACAAUGAAUGACUGUGUUAAAAUGAUGUGCCAUACACACACAAUAGACAGACUACUAAAGCACAGGCGGCUGGUUGUACCUUUAAUUGGGGAGGACGGGCUCAUAGUAAUGGCUGGAAUGGAAUGGUAUCAAAGGUGGUUUCCAUGUGUUUGAUGCCAUUCCAUUCACUCCAUUCCAGGCAUUAUGAGAUGUCCUCCCCGCAGCAGCCUGUGUACCAAAGAGAGGUUUAAAAACUAUUGUCACUGUGUGGUAAUGGAGAUGAACCAGGGUGCUGUCUGAGGUGCUGGUUCUGGCUUUCUGGACUGUUUGAGUGUGUGUGAUGUGCUGUCCCCAGUUUCCCUCUGAGUGGUCCUGUCCUGGGAGGGGAGCAGCAGUUCAGUGUUGAGGAGAAUGAGACGCCGUACUCUGGAAGCAUGCACCAUCGCCACCGCAGUCACACACACUACGACAACAGCCAGGAGACUUAUUGUCACACACACAGCAAGAACAGUGAGUAUACACACACACACACAGGUAUACACACCACGGCAGCCAGGUUAUAUGUUAACACUGUGUGUGUGUGUAGAACACAGAGCCCCUCCCUGUCCUGUAGAUGAGUUGGAGCUCUGUCUGCUCAACCCCCUGGAGACAGACAGCAACACCUCUCCCUGGCCUUCACUUCAUGUCAACAUGGACAACAAGGUACAGUAACACACCAGGUGACACAUUUUAGCAGUUAUUUUAGUACACAUUUGGACUCCAUUUCUCUCUCUCUCUCGCUCAUCUCUCAGGCGGAGGAGAAGCAGUUGUCUGAGAAGUCUCUCCACCCCUCCUCUCCCCGCAGCCCUCCAGACCAUCUCAAGUGUAACAUCCUCAAAGCUCAGAUGGAGGCUCUCUAUAGAGUGAGUACUGACCCCUAGUGAGUGAUGGAGGCUCUCUAUAGAGUGAGUACUGACCCCUAGUGAGUGAUGGAGGAGCUCUAUAGAGUGAGUACUGACCCCUAGUGAGUGAUGGAGGCUCUCUAUAGAGUGAGUACUGACCCCUAGUGAGUGAUGGAGGAGCUCUAUAGAGUGAGUACUGACCCCUAGUGAGUGAUGGAGGCUCUCUAUAGAGUGAGUACUGAUCCCUAGUGAGUGAUGGAGGCUCUCUAUAGAGUGAGUACUGACCCCUAGUGAGUGAUGGAGGGUCUCUAUAGAGUGAGUACUGACCCCUAGUAAGUGAUGGAGGCUCUCAAUAGAGUGAGUACUGACCCCUAGUGAGUGAUGGAGGCUCUCUAUAGAGUGAGUACUGACCCUAGUGAUGGAGGCUGUCUAUAGAGUGAGUACUUACCCCUAGUGAGUGUGUGUUUGCAGUAGCCGUGUAAAAGCUAACAUCCUCUUGUCCUCUCCUCUGUCAUCCUCCUGUCCUCUCCUCUGUCAUCCUCCUCUCCUCUUCUUCCUCUCCUGAUGAAGGAUGCUCCACUGACGCCCAGAGGGAAGACAUCUAGUCAGGAGAUCAACGACAGGCCAGUAUUACCAGUGAUACAGUACUCCUCCCAGUGUGUGUGUUUGAUGGUAGAUAAUGGUAUGUGUGUGUGUCUCAGGUAUCAGAGCUCCAGUCAGGACUCUAGAGACUCUGCCACGUCCAGUCUGACCACAGAGAAAAUGUCCCUCCGCCCAGACCACAACUCAACCACAGACAGACCCGCCAAGUCUAACCCCAACCGCAGGAAAAGACUGGUCAGGCAGUUCAGCUUGUAAGUAUGGCAGGGUAUUCACAACCUGCUCUGGGAUUCCAUACGAUGCUCACAUCUGUGUCCUGUACUCCAAGUACUGUCAUAGGCUAGCCACUAUACACAAAAACCUAUGAUGUUAGUUAUUCAGUACUCAUGUGAUACAUUUACAAUGUUGUGGCUGAACACUGUCCUGUAAUUGGUCCUCAGUAACCAUGAGGACGAGGAUAAUCUCCCAGAGGCCCUUGCAGCGAUCUCGUCCCGGAGCACUGGCAAGUCUGGAUCUAACAACUCACUGGACAACCAGACACAACCCUCCAUAUACCCCCAGGAAACACACACACAGGUUACCAUCCCCCAGAGCACUCAGCAUCACACGCACACACUUUUCUAUGGCAGUGCAUUUGUCCAUUUGGAUCAGAGCCAUGACAUUUCUAAGUAAAUACCAGGAUAAUAGUGGAUUGUGAACUAAACUGUUUUGUGUGUGUGUGUUGCAGAUGGACAUGCCGAUACUGGAGCUGGGGAGUCCAUGCUGUGAGCGUUCCCCCCUCUCCCCACCUCUCCCCUUCCUACUACCACACCUCUAUCCCUCACCUGGUACCCUACCUCGCCUCACACACCGACAGGUAACACACACUCAGGUUACAGACACACUAACAUCUAACACACACACACACAAAUCCCAGUCAUGUAACAUUCCUGUGUGUGUCUGUGUUUAGCGGGGAGGAGAUGAGGUUGGGCAGAGAGAAGAUUCUCAGGGCUCUCCUGAUGACGGAGCUCUGAGUCCCCUGACCCCUGUGACAUCAUGGAUGUCUCAUGGACCCGGUCUGAGAUGACCUUCAGGAGUCCCACCUCCACUGGCCGCACUCAGCAUUUAGACAUUUACAUAAUGCAGUCAACCUUUCUAUAUUUGCAUAAAAACGACUUUGCUUAAGUGUUAUUUUACAAGGAACAUGUUUUAUGUAUACCCACACUACAGACCCUGAAAUAACAUUAACACAUGCUCAGAGAGAAUCAAAUAACCAGGCAGACAGACAGACAGACAGG